UCACGUGGUCUUUAUUUAUGUAACGUAGCGGCGUUAAACUAUAACCUAGCUUUGUGCUAGAUACGCCGCUACAGGGGUUAAAAGCGGACACGGGGUCCAACAAAAGCAAAACAUAUUAAUGUUCAGAUAUUCUGCAGUGGCCCGUGGAGUUUGGAGCGACGAGGAACGCGCCGCAUGGGACUUGAAGCUGCGCUUUUUAUUCCACUUGCUCGAAAAGGGAAGGCGUUAUGUGCCUCACACCAAAGCCGGGUUGAAAAUAGAUCAUGCUAAUUUUUACGAAUAGAAAUAUAGUGAAUUGGACUCGUCUUAUCUAAUGUUAGCAUACAGCCGGGUUUGACUGUGCCGUGUGUGAUUUGGGCCACUGCGAUACCAGGAUUUACUGUGAAGCUCGCUGCCGUUGUGUAAGUUCAAUGGUCCACGCAAUACUACUACACGGAAAAGCGUCUCCGGCCGCAGUGCUUUAACGAAUUAAUAACAAGAAUUGUUGCGGCGACUUUGCGUCACUGGUGACAUAACAUGUCCACCAUGGAUCAUCUGGAGUGUCCGCUGUGUCUCUUCCUGAUGUCCGAGCCGGUGACCGCGUCGUGCGGCCACACGUUCUGCCGGAGGUGCCUGGGGGUCUACGUGCCGUCCAAAUGCCCGCUGUGCAAAGAGCGGCUAAAACAAAGAGAGCUGAAGAUCACCGGGAACAACGUCCUGCUCAUCGGCGUCAUAGAGAAGUGCUGUCCCGAGGAGACGAGAGUCAAGUGCCAGAUACAGGAAAAACUCAGAUCCAAGGACUUCGCCGAAGCUUUACGCAUCGCCAAUGAUGGGCUGCAGUCAGCCUCAGUCCACGAUGAUCAGAGUUUGAAGUUGUACAGAGUAGAAGCCAACUGUGGCCUGACUCGUUUCACUGAUGCUCUGGCUGACCUCAACUACCUCUGCGGCCUUCGUCCCAGCUGGACUGAGGGCUUCUUUCGUAAAGGGAACGUACUGCAGGAAAUGGGUCAGAAGACAGAAGCUCUCAAACAGUUCCACCAUUGCCUAAGACUCCAAUCUGAGUUUGCUCCUGCGAAAAGCCAAAUCAAGAAGAUCCUGGAGUCGGAGGGUGUGGAGGUGCCGGAGGAAGCGUCUGUUCUACAUCUGGUGUCCGAGUACCUGAAGGAGCCCCCCCCUAUUACGAGCCUCAGCGGCUCCCAGGGGCCCGAAGGCCUCAUACACCCAGGUGGCGAUGCAGUGGAGAGUAAUGGGAGGAGGGAGCCGUAUCAGGGCUCCAAAGUGAAGCAUGACACUGGCACCGAGUGCUGCCUCAGCCUUUGCCAGGCUGUGUCCUUCCUCCCUGCUGCUGAAGAGGAUGAAGAGAUGAUGAUGAGAAAGGAGGAUGGGCACGGGAAGGGAGGAAUUAUUCACAGCAGAGAGGCACCUCUCACUGUGUCAGACUUUGAGUGCCCUCUCUGCAUCAGGUUGUUUUUCGAGCCGGUUACAACUCCCUGUGGUCACACCUUCUGUAAAAACUGCCUGGAGAGGAGUCUGGAUCACAACCUUCGCUGUCCGCUAUGCAAACAGCCACUACAUGAGUUCUUUAGGGCCAGGAAAUACAACCCCACAGUUGUGCUCCAGGACAUUGUGACCGAUCUUUUCUCCCAAGAGUUGACUGAGAGGAAGCGGAUUCAUGAAACAGAGAUAGCUGAACUGUCCAACCUCACCAAGGACAUCCCCAUUUUUGUGUGCACGGUGGCGUACCCCGGCGUGCCCUGCCCGCUGCACAUCUUUGAACCUCGCUACCGACUGAUGAUGCGGCGCUGCAUGGAAAUUGGGACUAAGAAGUUCGGCAUGUGCAGCUACGAGCUUGGCAAAGGGUUCGCAGACUACGGGUGUAUUCUGGAGAUCCUCAGCCUGGAGAGGCUGGCUGACGGACGGUCGUAUGUGGACACUGUCGGUGGCAGCAGGUUCAGGGUGCUAAAGAGAAGCCAGAGAGACGGCUACCACACAGCCGACAUAGAGUACCUGGAGGACCUGAAGGUUGACGGUAGCGAGUUGGAGAGUCUGCAGAACCUUCACGACAGUGUUUACCAGCAGGCUCAGGACUGGUAUCAGCGCCUCAUUGGUCGAAUCCGCGAGCAGGUCGACAGGCAACACGGCUCCAUGCCGGAUAGAGAGGAGAACAUUCAGGCCUCGUCCAAUGGUCCGGCCUGGUGCUGGUGGCUGCUCUCUGUCCUCCAGCUGGACCCUGCCUAUAAAACCACCGUACUGUCUCUGACGUCGCUCAAAGACCGCUUGGGACACCUCCGCCUCGUCCUCGAGUACUUCUCCCAGAGCUAGAGUCCAGAGCGCUUUGAAACUGUCAAAUAUAACACGGAGACAAACGCAUGAAUGCACUCACAUCCCAGAAUUGGGACGUCUUAAAGUCAUGAGCAAUGCUAAUUCCCUGGUUCAUCUGUGCUUUUAUCAGAACACAGGUUUUUGGCAGAGUUUGUGAACGGCUUGGUUCUUGUACCGUAUUCUUUUGUGAUAACCUGAAUGCACGUUGGACUUGCUGUAACAGCAAAAACCUGCGGGACUGACCAAAGAUUUUCUUCUUAUUUUGGGUCAUCAGCAGUCAAAUAUUUGUACAUCUGAAGCUGUUUUCAAUCAAAAAAGCGACACUAGGUGUCACUGUUUCUCACCAGCAGCAUUAGCUGAGCUGGUAGAAUACGCCGUUGUCCACGUUGCCUGUUCAUCUUGAAUAAACUUAGCUGAGUUUGGAGUUUGAGUGAACAGCGCAGGUGUUCUGGAGAGAAACCUUCCCAACUAUGCAGGACGUCGUUUGAAUCCUCUCCGUGAUUCGCUCGUGCUGAAGGGCAGUUCCUCUAAUGUUUGCAUUCUAGAUUUCACGUCCUGGCCCAUGCAGCCGAGAACCAUGGCUCGUUUUGUACUGUUGCAUAACCAUAAAUGAUCACAGCUAGUAUUUGAAACUUUUGCAAUAAUUAUCUUUAGGAAAGGUGUUGGUGAGUGGGUGGGCAGGUGGAGGCUGAGGGUGGAUGUGCUUCUGUGUGCCUCUGGCCCAUACUGAGUCCGGCCUCUCGGCCUCUGGCAGCAAACUGGGGUCUUGCAAGUCUUAAGCGCUUGUGUGCAACGUAGAGGAUGGACUGCGGGACGUAGUCAUCAUCUUUCGCUGAUGCAAUGUUGAAGAUAUCAAAAUUUACAUAAUAACAGACUUAAUUGGGUAAAAAUAAAGAGCUUUUUAAGUUUGUUAAAUGUGCCAUAAAAAUAUCUUGUGUUUACCAAACAGUCACUUUGUUUAUUUGUCCAUUAUAUUUAUGUUUGUGUACAUCAGGGACUCUUAAGUUUGACCGUCCUGCCUUUUUGUACAGGUGAUGGAUAUUGCACUUCCAUCUUCUCUAGAUAUUAAAUAUUUUUGUUUGGAGAAAAGACUUUACACACAAAAAAUGUUUGGUGGGAAACUAAUAAACACAUGGAUUGGUUACCUGGCUAACAGGCUGAUCUCUGACCAGGGAAAUAACAUUGUACUUCACAGUUUCUUAAGAUGAGGUCGAUCGGUUCAGAUGUUGAAGCCACGUGAGAAUAACAUCAAAAACCUCCCUAAUGUGCCAGUUAUCACGUCCACUUUCACUGAAAGAAAUGCAUCACAGAGGCCAGUUUCCUGCUACUGUGCCACAAGAUGGUGGAAGCUCAUAUCAAAAAGGGGUCGCAGUUCUUACAGAAUGUUUUGAAUCACGAGCUUCACCUGCCUUUUUAUGGUAAACACAAAGGAUUUUCAUUUUGGAAAGUGAAAUCUUUUAGUGAUUUGUUUCUGACGCUCUGUUCUGGUUUCUCACUCUUUGCUUACUCUUGUGUGUUGAUGGUAAAACGCUGUCAUCUCGCUAAAUAAAAUGUUAAAGUUUGUUGAGUUCA
Betta splendens (Siamese fighting fish) is the source of this 3873-nucleotide messenger RNA. RefSeq names its product LON peptidase N-terminal domain and ring finger 1 (gene lonrf4). Gene Ontology annotation, molecular function: protein binding. The record is from RefSeq and is a predicted model, not a curated record. The transcript has 11 exons. Lineage: Eukaryota; Metazoa; Chordata; Actinopteri; Anabantiformes; Osphronemidae. The coding region runs from base 517 to 2301 and encodes 594 amino acids.